Thelazia callipaeda (thelaziosis nematode) is the source of this 2694-nucleotide messenger RNA. Lineage: Eukaryota; Metazoa; Nematoda; Chromadorea; Rhabditida; Thelaziidae. The record is from the annotation of a GenBank genome assembly.
AUGAAAAAAAGUCACGAAGUAUUAGUGAGAAGUGGAAAGCGAUCAAUCACUGAAGGUUGUGGUAAUAGCUACUAUAAAUGCAAUUCUGGUGACUGCAUCCCACUACAUGAAGUUUGUAAUCGAAAGUAUGAUUGUGCUGAUGGUAGUGAUGAGAUGCAAUGUGAGUAUUUCCUGGCUGCUGUAGAAGCGCAUAAUAAACGGAAAAAUAUUCCUGUUACCGCAAGUACCAAAAAUCAAAGAAAUGAAUUUGGUAGAAGAUCUGAAAAGCAGAGCAAGAAAGCAGAUCGAAAAAUUUCCUAUAAGCGUGAAAGUAAGCAGGAAGGAAUUCGGAAGAGUCAACAAAGACAUAUUCAUGGUAAUAAUCAUAGGAAAUCCGUUAACCAUGUUCUCCGUGCGCCACCUAGUUAUGCUCAAAGUCGAUAUGGCUAUUUAUUAGGUUCAGGUCAGGACAGUCAUUCAUUUGCAAAAGAAUACGGCGGUGGAAGACGUUAUAAUUUUGCUUAUAAUCAUCUGAGCUACAAAGAUCGCGGCAUGCACAUUGGUUAUAGUGACAGUUACGACCGCAAAGGGAACAGAUGGUAUCGAAAUGGUAACGUAAGGGGAAAUGGUAACAGUUAUUCAGCGCAAGCUGACCAAUACAGCGGUCACCAAAAAAAAAGCACUGGACGAAACGGAUGUGCUGAUGGCUAUCAAAAUAGUUAUGAUUUUGGAUAUGAGAAUCGUAAUAACAAAAUUGAAGAUUAUGGACAAAAUAUUGGUCACACUAAUAGUGCUGAUUGUACAUCAGCGAAUAAUUAUAAUGCUUCAGAGCAGUCAGGAAGAAGUUAUGUUAAGGAUCACAAAUAUUUUGGAUAUGGUCAGAAUGGGAGAGUUGGAACUAAAACUGACAGCAAACCAAGAAUCAGUGGUAGACGGAUGGAAAAUGAUGGCUACAAUAGAAUUGAAGGUGGUAGUCGAAACGGUUAUAGUAGUGAAGGAAAUCGUAUCACCGCAGAUAGUAGAGCAUAUAUCGUGCCAUUCGGAAAAGAAGCAAAAUUACGGCAAAAUGAUGGUGAUUUUGCAGUUCAUCAAAAUAAUGGAUACUCUUUGCCUCGACAACUUUUUGAUGGCCAAAAUGAUUUUACAGCUGAUUAUGCAUCCAGUUACGAACAACAUAGGCGACCCACAUCGCCUAUACCAGAACCACAAAUAACCACAUCGUCACCAGCAUUCAUAAACCAUAUUAAUGACUUGUACCAGUUUGAAGGAGUCAAGGAGCAAGGUUAUGAUACUGCAGUUGCAGUGCGUUCAAAGACUCUGACGAGUACGGCAUCACUUAUAAAAGAAAUCAGCAAUGGAAUUGGAAUUGACGAUAAUGAUGCAAAUUUAUAUGAUUGCUCUGAUCAAGAAUUUCGAUGCCCUUAUUUGGAAACAAUUCUUUGCGUGCACUAUGUGAAACUUUGCGAUGGUUUUGAUGAUUGUGGCGAUGGUAGCGAUGAAAUGAACUGCGCUGAGGAUGAUAUAAUCUCUUCAUCAGGCAGUGAUGGAUCACUGCCUAAAGAUCCCAGCAGGUGCAGUACUACUCAAUUCCAAUGUGGGGACGGGAAAUGCAUUGAAAAAACUGAACACUGUAACCGAAAAUAUGAUUGUGAUGAUGGUACAGACGAAACCAGUUGCGAUUAUUUCCAAGAAGCUCUCAAGCAUGCGACAACAUCUACCCACACCGUAACACUACACAGCGCAGAACCAACGCAGGCUCAAGUUGAAGCGUAUAAGGAAGGAGGAAGAAAAAGUGAUGGGGAACGAGAGGAGCAUGAACCGGAAAAAGAGGGAGAGCAACAACAAGAAGUACAAGAAGAGAGAGGGACAGAUGAACAGGAGAUCGAGAAAGAUUAUAAUGAAGAAAAGAAAAGAGUGAGCGAGGGACAAGAACAAGCUGAAGUAGAAGAGGGAGAGGAACGGAAAAAAUUGAGAGAGAAGGAACAGGAGGAAAUCGGACGAGAAAUUGAACUAGAACGUCAAGAAGAACAGAAACAUUAUGAAGAGGAGGAACAGAAAAAUUCUGAAAAAGAACAUGAGAAUUAUGAGAUAGAAAAACAUGAAAUAUAUGGAAAUGAAGAAAUAUCGUGGGAAGAACAUAAACAGAGAGAAAGGGAACCGACAGAAGAGCUGAUAGUAAGGAAAGAGACUGAAAAAGAUGAUAAUGAAUUGAGAGACUAUACGAGAUUUGGAGAAUCUGAUAGAGAGAAUGAGGAGGGAGAUGAGAGAAAAACGGAACUGGAACAUAAAGCAGAAGAAGCUGAAAAAAGAGAACAGCUUGAAAAGUAUAGUAUGACUGUAGAAGGUGUUAGAAUCAGAGAAAGUGAGGAGCAUCGGCGACUUAAUGCCGAACGUCAUGAUAGGGUCAAGCCUUUCCAUUCUGGUGAUGAUAAUAAUAUUGAUGAAAAUAAUCGCUAUGUGGAAGCUGAUGUUAGAGAGCAGUAUGAAGUAUUGGAAGCCGGAAGAGUAUGCGCAAGCAAUCAGUAUCAGUGUGUUAACUUGGAAUGUAUCAAUGAAAGUGCGCAGUGUGACGGGAAAGCUGACUGUUCGGAUGGUUCUGAUGAAAUGCUUUGCCAUCCAUCCUUACAGCGUCAAAGAGUAAAGAGUUCUUCAACAACAACGUUAACGUCAACUGCAACGUCUUUUAUUACAUUCGCAUUUUUCAUACGCUUUUAA